Molecule: messenger RNA, 1514 nt
Organism: Lachancea mirantina
Lineage: Eukaryota; Fungi; Ascomycota; Saccharomycetes; Saccharomycetales; Saccharomycetaceae
Source: the annotation of a GenBank genome assembly
AUGGCUGAGCUAACAAACAGAGACAACAAGAGUACUUUGAAGCCAGAUGUGGUUGUAUCAAUCGAUAAAGGAUCUUUGAGUGGUUAUGUUGAUGAUAUCGCAGAUGUUCCUAAUUUUUUGAAUAUUGAUCAUCAAAAGUUACUAAGAAAACUUGACCUUCGCAUCAUUCCUGGUGUGACCAUUCUUUUUCUACUAUCCUUUAUUGAUAGAGGAAACAUCGGGAACGCAAAGAUCGCAGGAUUGGCAACAGACUUAAAUCUCGUGGGUAAUCAGUGGAAUAUUGUCUUGACAGUAUUUUACUUCACUUACUGUGCUUUUGAAAUUCCGUCAAACAUGUUGAUUGCAAAAUUCAGACCGUCUAUUCUUUUGCCUGCGACCAUGAUCCUGUGGGGGAUUGUCAUAACAUUGACUUCUCUAGUACAAAGCUACCAUCAACUGAUUGUCCUGAGAUUACUUCUUGGUUUAACCGAAGCCGGGCUCUACCCUGGUGUUGUUUACUAUCUAACCCAGUGGUAUACGAAAAGAGAUCUCCAGUUUCGUCAAGCUAUGUUUUUUGCGGCUGCCAGUGCAGCAGGCGCUUUCUCAGGAUUGUUGGCCUACGGCAUAGGCUUCAUGGAUGGUAUUGCGGGACUGAGGGGGUGGAGAUGGAUUUUUCUCAUUGAGGGUCUGCUUACCAUCGUUGUAGCCGCAGUAAUUUUUUUCCUAGUGUACGACUACCCCGAUACUGCCAGCUUUCUCACCGAGGAAGAGCGAGAGUAUAUUCUUUACAAGCUGGCUCACGACUUUCAUACCAGCGCUUCAAUCGACCCAAAGGUUGUAGCAGAAGUCUAUGCAAAGAAACAUAAGUCUGCUUUGAAAGCCGCUCUCACCGAUUGGCAACUGCCAUGCCAUAUCCUGGUUCAUUGGUCUUUGGUUACAACCCUCUACACAGUCUCAUUCUUCCUCCCUUCUAUUGUGAAAAAUUUAGGUUACACCCAGGCAAACGCGCAAUUGAUGACAGUGCCCCCAUACAUAGCCGCUGUCGUAUUUUCUAUGCUGACUGCGUAUUUCUCAGACAAACUCAACUUGCGUUCACCGUUCAUCAUAUUUAUCAAGCUGCGAUGAUUAUUGGGUAUAUACUCGCCAUGAGUAUGGACGUGAGGAAGAACCCCGGAGGGGUCUACGCUGGAAUGUUUUUGGCAGUUGUUGGUUCUUACUCAGCUUUUCCUGGAAUGAUCUCAUGGCUAGCCAUCAACUUAGCUGGACCUUAUAAGCGGAGUACCGGCAUUGGAGCACACAUUGCUUUUGGAAAUAUGGGCAGCACCUUUGCCACUAAUUAUUUCCGUACUAAAGACGCUCCUAGAUAUACGCUGGGCUAUGGCCUGUCAAUCAUGUUUAUCUUUAUCGGCAUGUGUUCUCUGGUAUUCAUCAACUGGAGGUACCUUUCAAUAAACAAAAAGAGGGAAAGACAGUUGGCCGACGGUUUAUACGAUGAUGUAUCGCCCAGAGAAAUCCUAGAAAUGGGUGACAGAAGU